This is a messenger RNA of Cryptomeria japonica (Japanese cedar), 552 nucleotides long. RefSeq names its product low affinity inorganic phosphate transporter 3-like. Gene Ontology annotation, biological process: transmembrane transport. The transcript has a single exon. The coding region runs from base 1 to 552 and encodes 183 amino acids. Gene Ontology annotation, molecular function: transmembrane transporter activity. NCBI's taxonomy places the organism in Eukaryota, Viridiplantae, Streptophyta, Pinopsida, Cupressales, Cupressaceae. The record is from RefSeq and is a predicted model, not a curated record. Gene Ontology annotation, cellular component: membrane.
AUGUCCAAAGUUGUGGGCAUAAGCAUUAAUGAAGAUGAAGCAGAUGUUAUAAGAAUCCGCACCAGGAGGCCGUCUUUUGGAUUGUUUUCCAAGGCUUUUAUGAAAUCGCACAGCAAGCACUUGGUGGGAACAAGGUCAUCCAGAUUUUUCUUAGACCUUGCAUACUACGGCAGCAAUUUGUAUCAGAAAAAUCUAUAUUCAUUAGCCGGAGUACGAAAAUCCGGUGGAAGCUUGGCCAUCGUUUUCCUUAUAGACCGUUUUGUGAGGUUCAAAGUCCAGUUAUUUGGGUUUUUACUUAUGUCUCUAUUAUUAAUCGCCACCGCUGUUCCGAUUGAGACAUCCUGGAGGCGACCAUCAAAUAAAUCUGCAUUUCUAGCCAUAUAUUCAUUGGGAUGUUUCUUCUCGACGUUUGGACCCACAAGUGCGACCUUCAUCGUGCCGGUGGAGUUAUUCCCUGCUUGCCUGCGGUCGACAUGCCAUUGGCCUAGCUGCUGCAUCUGGAAAAGUAGGCGGCCUGAUUGGAAUGUUUGGGUUCGUGUUUGCAGGCAGUAA